AUGACCACGACACCACCCCUCGCGACGGGUGCCAACCCUCCGAUUCCCGCCGAACAGCUCGCCGCACUUACAUCGCUGCUGUCGGGUCUCACCGCUGCCGCUUCCGGCACUGCCACACCCGCCACGACGUCCGGCACCACUCGCACUGCCUUUCCAAAGCACGCACGCUUGGAUGGUGCGAAGACCUUCGCGAACUGGACACGCCAACUUCGCCUGUGCCUAGCGGACGACAUCCGCUCGUACGUCCUCGACGGUAUCGCACCCGACGACUGGACACCUUCGCAACGCUCCGCUCGCGACGCCGUCGCUCGUGAGGUCCUUGCGAAUUCGAUUGACUCGGCCGAAGUCUCGGCAGUCCUCGACAAAAUCCCUACCGCCGACCUGACAGCGCCGACAAUCUACUCGACGCUGAAAUCGCGGUACGCCCCUGACGACGCCACCCGCACGCUCGAGCUCUUCUCACGACUCUGGGGUUUCCGUCCCAUGCCCGGCACGGUUGCCGAAUUCGACGGGUGGAUCAUGGACUUCAAAGCCGUUGCGCAAGAGAUCAUCGACACAAAGACAACUAUCAAUGAUGUUCUCGCCACACUCCUCCUUGCAAUCGCCCACCCGUCCCUCGAGAGCUUCAAGGCGUCGUUCACCGAUGAACAGCGCACGCAACGAACUCUCCCCGACAUUGAUUCGCUUGCCGACCGUAUGCGAGUCCAACUUCGGUCAACGAACAUCCCCAGCACUCAAUCGGCCCUUCUUGCCUCGUCGUCGUCACGUUCUACUCGUCUCAAGUGUCUCGCCUGUCGCAGCCCUUCGCACCGAGUCGCGGAGUGCCCUACGAGGGCGCAACACCCGCCGCCAGGACCCUGUCGCUCCUGCAAGAAGAAGGAUCACUGGUCUCUCGACUGCAAGAAGGCGCUCGAGGACGGCAAAAAGCCCGACACCGCUGACUCGACCGUCGACUCGCAACACCAUGUCGGAUGUCUCGCCACCGGUCUUCUCGCUCGUCGUCGCCAGCUUCGCAACCACUCUUUUGUCGUCGACUCGGGCGCCACUUCGCACAUGGUCUCGGACAAGUCGCUGUUCACGACCUAUCGCCAUAUCGCUCCUACGAAGAUUGGUGGUAUUGCAGGGGGCAUCAACGCCAUCGGAACGGGAAACAUCGCCUUCAUUGCCGCCUCGGGUCAUCCGAUCACGCUUACCGGCGUGCUGCACACUCCGGGCCUGUUUGUCAAUCUUCUCUCGGUCUCUCGACUUUGCGACACCGACGAUGUCCGUGUCGCCUUCACAAAACACGGCAUCCACAUUGACAAGGACGGCAACGACAUCGCUGAAGGCGCACGACUCGACGAAGGGCUCUACUUGCUGGACGCUGAUCAUUCCAAAUGUCAGCACCUUGCUCUCCUUUCUCGCUCACAGUCGUCCGUGCCCCUGCUGACUCUCCAUCGCUGCCUCGGCCAUCUCGCACCGUCCUCCAUACAGAAGAUGGUUGCCGCUGGUUUGCUGGAGGGUCUCAGGGCCGGAUAUAGUGACGAAGAGGUAGAGAAGUUUGUCUGCAAUGCUUGCCUCAGCGCAAAGGGCCAUCGUCUUCCCUUUCCCGAUUCGGAUUCGCACUCCUCAGAGAGACUCGGCCUUGUACACAGCGAUGUGCUUUCCUUCCCCGAGCGGUCCUUGACUGGCAAACGUUACCUGGUCACAUUCCUUGACGAUUACUCGCGCAAACUCUGGGCCUACGCAAUCGGACACAAAAGCGAAGUCUUCGGCAUAUUCAAAACUUGGCUAGCCGAGGUUGAACUCGAGACGGGUGCGACGCUGAAGGUCCUCCGAACCGACAACGGUGGCGAAUACUGUUCGAGAGCGUUCACAGAGUUCUGCAAGACACGAGGCACCCGUCGACAAUACUCUAUCCCACGCACGCCUCAACAGAACGGUCGUGCAGAGCGGGUCAAUCGUUCCAUUGUCGAAGGCGUCCUUGCCCUCCUUGUCGACGCCCACCUACCCAAGACAUUCUGGGAGGAGGCUGCAGCUUAUUUCGUUUACUGCAAGAACCUGUGUCAACACGCGGCCCUGGACAAGGCAACACCAAACUCCGUCUGGCAGGGUGACCACACCACUGCCUCGGCGCUUCACCCGUUCGGCUGUACAGCUUGGCUUACGGUCGCGCCCGAACUUCGCUCCAAACUCGACCCGAAGGCGGUUCGCGUUUUUUUCACCGGCUACGACCUGGCUUCAAAAGCCUUUCGCUUCUACGACACUACAACACAGAAGAUUAUACUUGGCAGAAAUGCCACGUUCCUCGACACUGAAUUCCCCGGAUUACAUGGCGACCCCACUGAGCAAGACGGCGACACGCACUUCGCCAGCGCUCCCACCACCGAAUCUCAAACCGUUGUCAAGACAUGGACCCCACUAGUAAGGUCGGCGCACAUGGACGUCUCAUCCCCCCUUGAUGAUUCUGCCAUGAGCGCCGUUGACGUGGCCCCAGGGUACACUGGCGGAACCUUACUUAACUUCACAGAUGCCGAAUCGUCCUCGUCACCGUCGCCUGCGUCGCCCUCAUCACCGUCGUCUGCGCCAUCGCCUGCACUUUCACCAUCGUCGGCUGCGUCAUCGUCACCCUCGGCCUUACCGACCGACUCUGAAGACUCCGCCGAUCCCCUCGACCUCCUCGGCUCACAGCCCCAGGUUCGCCUCGAUCUACAGGACGUGCACCACCCAGACUUCAGCACGUACCGCGAGCCCGCAUCGGCUGAGGAGUCGCCCGACGAACUCGACCUCAUUGGGCGCCACUCUCGCGACGAAUCUCCGGACGAAAUCGAUUUCCUCACCCGACACCACCGCGCCUUCAUCGCCAUCGACGACGACACCUCUGACACAGAGGCAAUUCAGCCAGUCAAGUCCAUCACGAGCGACCCACAGACCUGGCGCGAGGCGAUGUCUAGCGACAAGCGUGAAGUAUGGGCCAAAGCCGCCACCGACGAGUUCACCUCCAUGCGCGACGACUUCAAGGUCUUCACCAUCGAGGACCGAGCCACGGUGCCCGCGGGUGCGACUAUCGUUACAUCCAAGUUCGUCUGGAAAACGAAACGGAACGCACUCGGCGAAGUCACUGGACACAAGGCAAGGCUGGUCGCGCAAGGCAAUCGGCAACGCGACGGCAUCGACUUCAACGAAACGUUCGCACCGGUCGCACGCUUCUCCUCGAUACGCUCACUCCUCGCGCUGGCGGCCGCCAACGGCUUGCACGUGCACCAGGCGGACAUCGACAAAGCAUAUCUGCAUGGCGACCUUGACCACGACAUCUGGAUGACGGCACCGCGCGGCUUCGACCUUCCCAGCGACAAGGUGCUUCGCCUGCGACGCUCCAUCUACGGGCUCAAACAGGCUGGCCGAAUCUGGAAUCGACACAUCGACGCUUCGCUUCGGGCCCUCGGUUACACGGCGACGGGCACCGACCACUGCGUAUACUCUUGGCUCGAUGAUCGUCAAUGUCCACACUACAUCGCACUGUACGUCGACGACCUCCUGAUGAUCAGCCCGGAACUGGCCGAAAUCGAACGUGUCAUCUCAGGCCUGGACCAACGCUACGGAGUCAAGCGCCUCGGCCCGGCCGAGUAUAUCCUCGGCAUCCAGAUCAGGCGGUUCGACGACGGCUCUAUCGCCCUAUCCCAGGAACGGUACAUCAUGGACGUGCUCGCUCGGUUCCACUUCGACACCACGACUCGCGGCACUACAGUUCCGAUGACUCCCGGCCUUUCGCUCACUGCUAUCCCGGGUCAAGGCACCGAACGGAUCAGGUCAUGGUAUCUGCAGGCUAUCGGCUCGCUCCUCUACAUUUCGCUCGGUACCCGCCCUGACAUCGCCUUCGCCGUGUCCUACCUGGCCCGCUUCGCCAACAACCCCGGUCGUCGUCAUUGGAUUGCGGUCAAGCACAUCCUACGCUAUCUCCGGGCCACGUAUCGCAACGAACUCGUGUAUGCUCGCGGCCAGGCUCGCAUCACGGGUGUGGUAGGCUACUCCGACGCGAACUGGGGGGCCUGCAUCGACACAUCGGUGUCCACCAUGGGCUACGUCUUCUACAUCGCUGGCUCGGCCGUGUCCUGGUCGUCCAAACGCCAGUCUCGAGUUGCCGAUUCGACCACCGACGCUGAAUACCUCGCCCUCUCGCAUGCUGGCAAGGAAGGGAUUUACCUCAGUCAGCUGCUCGAAGAGCUCCAUGUACAACCUGUUGCACCGGCUCACAUCUUUACUGACAACGAAGCCGCUGCUGCAGUUGCUCACGAUCCUGUCCGCGUCUCUGGCACUCGGCACAUACGCUUGCGUGAGCACUUCGUUCGGGACAUGGUGAAUCGGGGCGACAUCUCUCUCUCGCAUGUGGGUACCAGCGACAUGGUGGCCGACAUCUUCACCAAGGCUCUCGGCCCAAAGGUCUUCUCAACGCACUGCUACGCCCUCGGCCUUCGCACUCGACACCCGCGGCUUGGGUCUGCCUCGCAUUCGCGUGGGGGGGGUGUGAAGAGUCCACUCUCAGCUCGACAGGGGCGCCUCGGUCGUUGCGCGCACUUGCUAGCCCGCCCCCGGCGGUGGGGACUUAGACGCGCGCGACUGCCUCAGCGCGCCAGCGCCGGCGGAUUCAUGCGCGCGCCCGCUAGCCCGCCCCCUUGCGGUGGGACUUAGGCGCGCCGGCGAUUUCACCCGCGGCUGACUUAGGGAUGUACAUUGUCACGCGCCUGGGACUAUCCCAGCGUGGCCCCCCCUUUCUGUUUCUUAGCUUCCUUCUCAUCACUUCUGUUCGACUCUCAACCUCUCCUGACAGUAGUGGUGAACGUCUCAUAGGUACGCUGAAAUAGAUCACUUCUGUUCGACUCUCAACCUCUCCUGACAGUAGUGGUGAACGUCUCAUUUUCGCCGAAUAAGAAUCCGAAUCGACAAAACACAACAAAGAAACAGUUCCGAGUUUUUUAAAAAAUCCCCCCCCUUCAAUUUCUUCAUGGCAGCCGUCCAAGUCCGACAUGGCGUAUUCGAUCAACUCUACUACGUCAGCGAUGUAGUUAUAGCCAAGAGUGAUCAAUGCAUUUCAACAUACCUAUUCGAUCAACUCUACUACGUCAGCGAUGUAGUUAUAGCCAAGAGUGAUGAAUAG
Microbotryum saponariae is the source of this 5134-nucleotide messenger RNA. The record is from the annotation of a GenBank genome assembly. Lineage: Eukaryota; Fungi; Basidiomycota; Microbotryomycetes; Microbotryales; Microbotryaceae.